This is a messenger RNA of Anopheles coustani, 1159 nucleotides long. Its product is annotated as transcription initiation factor TFIID subunit 10-like. The record is from RefSeq and is a predicted model, not a curated record. Gene Ontology annotation, cellular component: SAGA complex; transcription factor TFIID complex; nucleus. Gene Ontology annotation, molecular function: RNA polymerase II general transcription initiation factor activity; promoter-specific chromatin binding. The transcript is spliced from 3 exons. Gene Ontology annotation, biological process: transcription initiation at RNA polymerase II promoter. Bases 124 to 543 code for a protein of 139 amino acids. Lineage: Eukaryota; Metazoa; Arthropoda; Insecta; Diptera; Culicidae.
ACGAAACGACGAAUGUUUUUCAAUCCUGUAAAGUGCAGUUUUUCAGUGCAGUAUAUACAAAUUUCAUCAGCUUAAUUUUGAGUACAUAAUAAUAACUAGCACCUGACUUUGAUUUACAUUGAAAUGGGAGAUAAUUUCGGAAUCCAUCGGGGCCCCGUCAAAAAGCAAGCCGAGUCCUCGGAAGACCGUACUCAGGGUCAGAUCUUGAGCGACUUUCUGAUGCAGCUCGAAGAUUACACACCAACGAUCCCAGAUGCGGUCACCUCGUACUAUCUAAAUUCUGCCGGAUUUGAAGGGGCAGAUCCAAGAAUUGUCCGCUUGAUCUCGAUUGCCGCGCAAAAGUUCGUCUCCGACGUAGCCAACGAUGCUCUACAGCAUUGCAAGACGCGCACCAACAGUGCCCCGAGCUCCGGCCACGGUUCGUCGAAGAACCAGAACCAAAAAUCUUCGAAAGACAGGAAGUACACGCUCACCAUGGAAGACCUACAACCUGCGCUUAACGAUUACGGCAUAACCGUCCGAAAGGCUCACUAUUUCGUUUAGUUGCGAAGUGAUUGUGUGCUUUCGUUUUGGGUUUUUUUUUGUCAAUUCCUUCUGGACACGAAUAAAAUAGCGUCCCAUGAAUACGAUCACAUUACAAUCUUAAAGCUUACAUUCAUGAGCAAAGGAUAACUCUACAUAUUGCUACCUGAACUUCAAGAACUGGAGAUCAGGCUCUUCAAACAGCCAACUAAACUAUUAGUAUAUUAUUCUUCUCUACAUGUAAUGCUGUGCCGAGUCUAAAACUGCGUUAUCCAAAAUAACGUAAGGUAAAGUGGGGCAGCACGCCCCCCUUAACCGAAAAUCAUUUUUCUCUUCUCUAUUCAUUAAAACAUGCCGGGGCACCUUCCCCUAUCAAGAAAGCACAAACUCGCGCGCUACUAUCUCUUCGGACACGCCCUGAUGCUAACGAGCCUGAUUCUAUCACGGUUUUGCGCUUUUACCAAUCCUUGAGUCCUCAACGUGUUAAUACCCAGAAUAUCGAAUGAGUUACUAAGCCAAGGAAAUCAACACAACGCUUGUGGGCGCUAAGAGAGAUUGUUCAUCACUUUCUAUGUGAAAUACUUAUACAAUAUUAUGUAACUCACCAUCAUCAAAUCUGAAAAGAAUAUUUAAUUCC